Benincasa hispida (wax gourd) is the source of this 962-nucleotide messenger RNA. Its product is annotated as short-chain dehydrogenase reductase 3b-like. NCBI's taxonomy places the organism in Eukaryota, Viridiplantae, Streptophyta, Magnoliopsida, Cucurbitales, Cucurbitaceae. The record is from RefSeq and is a predicted model, not a curated record.
UUGAACAUAGGCAAAAGCUUGAAGACGAUCUUAACAAUGUCUAGAGCAAGGCGGCUGCAUGGGAAGGUGGCUCUUAUAACAGGAGCCGCCAGCGGCAUCGGCGAGGAGACGGCGAGACUAUUUGCAGCCAAUGGUGCUUCUGUUGUCAUAGCAGAUAUCAACGACGAACUAGGCCGGAAUGUGGCAGCCUCCAUCGGCAUCGACCAAGCCAGCUUUCACCACUGUGAUGUGAGAGAUGAGGAGCAAGUUGAAAAAACAGUGAGCUACACUGUUGAAAAACACGGCCGCCUCGACAUUCUCUUUAGCAACGCCGGCAUCGUUGGCUCUCUCACUUCAAUUCUCAAGCUUGACAUGUUCAACUUCGACAAUAUAAUGGCGACCAAUGUCCGUGGGGUGGUUGCGACGAUCAAGCAUGGCGGACAAGCAAUGGUGGAACGCAACAUACGGGGGUCAAUAAUAUGCACGACAAGCGUUUCGGCGACAGUCGGUGGGGUGGCGUCGAUGGCGUACACGAGCUCAAAGCAUGCAGUGUUGGGGGUGGUGAGAUCGAGCUGCAUGGAGCUCGGGACGUACGGGAUUAGGGUGAACUGCGUGUCGCCAUAUGGGGUGGCGACGCCGCUGGCUUUCCGGACAUUGAAUUUGGAAGAGAAUAAGCUUGAAGAAGUUCUUAGUUCAAAGACAAGUUUGAAGGGUGUGGUGUUGAAGGCUAGCCAUAUAGCUGAGGCUGCUUUGUUUCUUGCAUCUGAUGAAUCAGUUUAUAUAAGUGGACAAAACUUGAUUGUUGAUGGAGGCUUCACAGCCGUCAGAUCAAUCAUAUAACUCUCCCUCUAAUUUUUAAGGGCCUGUAGGAUUUGAAGUAAUAACCAAUGUGCUAAUACUUUGGAAAUAUUCGAAAAGUUGGCACUUUGUGAUGAACACACCUUCCCAUUGAAAUAAAAACUUGUGCAAUGAAUUAAAUGGAA